UUGUCGGGCAAACAACCUCAUCAAACAUUUUUGUGAACGCUCUUGAGAAAUUAUUUAAAUAAUUUAAUUCACUUUAAUAUUCAAUAAUUCAGUUUUUAUUUUCAGAUUAGAAAAUGCUCGUCAACGCCAUCUCCCGAGUUAACCUCAGGUCCGCCCUGCUGCAGAAGAGAUCAAUGUCUGGUCUGCCCAAGUACGAAUCCACUGCUGGGAUUGGAAUGAGCUACGCUAUUCCCAUCCUAGGAUUUUUCGGUCUCCUCAUGGGUAUCGGAUACAUGGUUAGCCCAUUCCAGAACCGUGACAAGUCGAAGGUCUACACCGAGAAGUAUCAGCAGUAAACUUGUAUCAUUGUAUCAAUAUAUAUAUAUAUAUAUGCAUAUAUAUAUAUAUAUUGUAUAUUGUUUAAUAUAUAGUAGUCAAACUCUAGCUUAACAACCGUCUUUACUUUAAGAAUUAGAGAUUAGAAUUUCAGAUUAUAAACUGUAAAAUGUCUGAUGGAGGGGAGAAGGAUGAGGAUAUGCUGCUCAAGAACAUCAGCCAUCAACACGAUAUUCUCACAUAUUUCGUUCAAGAUUCAAGUGGACGAGACACAAUUAUUCGAACCAACCAAGGAUACACGGAGUGCCAUAGAUUACUUCUAGCAGCAGCAAGUUCUCUCUUCUACCAGAUUCUGAAGGAGAAUUGCGAUGAAGAACAAACCAUAGUCUUGAUGCCUGACUAUUCUGCAGCAGAAGUUGAAGAUUUAGUUUCUAGAUUAUAUUCCACAUCCCAUAAUACAGACGGUUUCAGUGAAAUCUUACCAUCACAAGCUGAAGGUGGAAGAAUUGGGGGAAAAGUACACACUCUGCUAGACAGACAAAAAGAUCUCCGACUAAAGAUUGAACUUGAAGAGAUUGAUGUGGGUUCAACGGACUCAAUAAACCGCUCAAUGUUGAGGGAUGAUGAUAUGACUAUAGUACCUGACAUAACUUCUCAUCUAGAAUAUAUGGAUUACGGCUCAGGAGCGGAAGCGGGUCUUAUGUCUGAUUCUGAAAGUGAUUAUGAAAGAGCUGUGAAAAAGAAGAAGAAGAAAGUUACAAAGACAAAGAAGAAGAAAAUAAAAUUGACCGAUGAGGAACCAGUUGCAAAGAAAAAAGAAACUAAGAAGAAUGGCAGACCCAGUAUCUUUCCAUAUGCUUGUGAAUUCUGUUCGAAAGUCCUUGUUGAUCACCGGAAGAAAUAUAAACAUAGAUGCAAGCCGGCUGAUCUUUUACAAAAUGUUGGGAAUUUGAAGGGUGACGAUCUAGAUUUUGUAAACGAUCUGAAAACCGGGAUUAUUUGCCAUCUUUGUGGGACCAGUUUUUUGAGUCCGUCCUUGCUAAAAGCUCACCUCGCCAUGAAUUGUGAAAAUGUUUGUGAGAUCUGCAGAUCAGUUCUUCAUAACAGAACUGAACUGAGAGAACACAUGUUUAAAGUUCAUCACAAGGUUAUUAAACGACGGACAGGGGAAGAUACAGAGAAAACUGUUCACUGUACACAGUGCACUAAAUCCUACACUAAACAAUUUCAGCUAAAUCAUCACGUCAAAAAGGUUCACAAUGCAGAAGUGGUGCCAGUAAAGUUUCAAUGCCAAGAAUGCGGGAAAUUAAUGUCAUCUCGGGUGGCUCUGAGAAAGCAUUCAUCUCUUCAUAAACCUCCCGAGCAUUCCUGUCCUAUCUGUGGGAAAUUAUUCCAUAAUCGACAAUACUUGAGCCGGCAUGCGCUUAGCCAACAUGCGGAACAGGGUAUCCAGAAACAUCAAUGUGAUAUGUGUGACAAAGGAUUUAACAAUAAAGAAGCACUGCAGGGUCACAGAAACUGGCAUCUCAACCUUAAACCAUAUCAAUGCAGGUGGUGCGAGAGAAGUUAUCAGAAUACAUCCAACACAGCAGCACACGAGAGAAAAUCACACAGAGAUGUUUAUAUGGCUUCGCUGAAAAAUGGAAACCGUCGUUUUCAGAUAAAAGAAGAAAUUAUGCAGAUCAGUUCCAAGCAUUCUAUUCUCAUUGUUUAAACUGUGUCAAGGAACUAACAUCUAAUAAUGCAGAUCAGUUCCAAGCAUUCUAUUCACAUUGUUUAAACUGUGUAUAGGAACUGACAUCUAAG
Messenger RNA from Eurytemora carolleeae, 2121 nucleotides. RefSeq names its product zinc finger protein 366. NCBI's taxonomy places the organism in Eukaryota, Metazoa, Arthropoda, Copepoda, Calanoida, Temoridae. Gene Ontology annotation, cellular component: nucleus. The record is from RefSeq and is a predicted model, not a curated record. Gene Ontology annotation, molecular function: RNA polymerase II transcription regulatory region sequence-specific DNA binding; protein binding; DNA-binding transcription factor activity, RNA polymerase II-specific. The transcript has 23 exons. Gene Ontology annotation, biological process: regulation of transcription by RNA polymerase II. The coding region runs from base 485 to 2029 and encodes 514 amino acids.